Messenger RNA from Daldinia childiae, 2016 nucleotides. RefSeq lists its product as uncharacterized. The record is from RefSeq and is a predicted model, not a curated record. The coding region runs from base 1 to 2016 and encodes 671 amino acids. The transcript has 8 exons. Lineage: Eukaryota; Fungi; Ascomycota; Sordariomycetes; Xylariales; Hypoxylaceae. Gene Ontology annotation, molecular function: glycosyltransferase activity.
AUGUGGCUAACUUGCUAUAUGAAGCCGCUGUUUGUCGGUAUCUCAGCUGUGAAAAAUGGCGACGGCACUGUGGUGCUGUCCAUUGCAACACAUGAUCAUACGUAUCUACUCGAUUACAUGGUCGAGCAUUUAAAACUCGAUCCUUCGCAAAAAGACAAAGAUAUCAUCGCAGAUUAUGUGGUCUCUCAGAUACAGAAAUAUGAGCACGAAAACUUUGUUAAAUUCGUCGGUGCUGGGCUUCCUUUAAAUUUAAAGGAUAUAAGUCCUACCCUGAACUCACGACUCUGGUUGGAAAUCGAUGUUGUUCCUAUUGAUUUCGAUGUCGACCAGUCAGAGACGUCCUUCUGGGACGAUAAAAAUGUUGAUGAGCAGGCUGAUUCGAUGGCACGCAAGUGUGUAAUGGUUUUUGGCCCUUCUCUAGUUCCCAUACUACAAGUCGGCUUCCGUGGUGCUGUUAUGAGCGACGCAGGAUUUAGAGCUCACUUGACUACCCUCGACGACUACAAGCCAACGUGCAGCAAUGAGACAUGGAAUUCAACGAUGUACUUUGCCAAGCAACUGAAGGAUAAGAAAGUCAAAAUCGCCUUCUUCAGUGCAACCCCUCAGGGGGGUGGAGUCGCACUCAUGCGGCAUGCAUUGGUGCGAUUCGCUCGUUUGGCAGGCGUUGAUUUGACCUGGUACGUUCCGAAACCACGCCCGGGUGUGUUCCGGAUCACCAAGAAUAUGCACAACAUUCUUCAAGGCGUCAGUAAGCCAGAGGAACGCAUCUCUCCGGACGAUCAACAGUCGAUUACAGACUGGAUUACCGAAAAUGCCAACCGUUAUUGGCUCUCUAAAGGAGGUCCUCUACGCCCUGUUGAUGAAGGCGGUGCCGACAUAAUUGUGAUUGAUGAUCCUCAAAUGCCUGGCCUUAUACCACUAAUAAAAAACAUCACGCCAAAUCGCCCCAUCAUCUACCGCUCUCAUAUCCAAAUCCGUAGCGAUCUUGUUGCUCAAAGUGGGUCGCCGCAAGAUCAAGCAUGGAAUUUCCUCUGGAACAAUAUCCGCCACGCCGAUAUGUUCGUGAGCCAUCCUAUCCCUAAAUUUGUCCCGAACAAUGUCCCUCGCAACUUAGUCACGUACAUGCCAGCGACCACAGAUUGGCUUGAUGGCUUGAACAAGCCCAUAAAUGACUGGGAUAGUGGUUACUAUGGGAGCAAUUACAACGAACAGUGCCAUGCCCAACGCAUGACCCCAUUACGGCAUCCAGACUGCAAAUACAUCAUACAAGUUGCUCGCUUCGACCCAGCAAAGGGUAUACCAACAGUCAUAGAUUCGUAUGGCGAAUUUCGCCGGCGCGCCAAAGAGUUAGGGUUACAAGAUAUCCCUCAGCUUGUAGUCACCGGUAACAGCUCCAUUGAUGACCCAGAUGGAAAUUUGAUAUAUGAUAUCGUCAUGGAACAGAUCGAGACGCAUUAUUCAGAAUUUUCUAAUGACAUUAGUGUCAUGCGUCUACAGGCCAAUGACCAGCUUCUCAAUACCCUAAUCGCGAAAGCACAUGUGGUUCUUCAGCUAUCCACGCGAGAGGGUUUCGAGGUUAAAGUAUCCGAAGCAUUACAUGCUGGACGGCCAGUGAUCGCUACUCUGGCCGGCGGUAUACCAAUUCAAGUCAAGGAUAAGGUGAACGGCUUUUUAGUCGAGCCCGGCGAUUAUAAAGCUGUUGCACAGCAUCUCAUAGAUCUAUUUACGGAUCAAGACUUGUGGGACCGGAUGAGUCAGGAAGCGAGAAAUGGUGUCAGCGACGAAGUUGGUACAGUUGGUAACGCCCUUUGCUGGUUUCAGCUAGCGAAUAGAUUCUACGAUGUUGGAGUCAAGCCGAAUGGCGCCAAGACUUUCGAAGGAAACUGUCGAUGGGUGAACGACCUAGCGCGGGAGGAAGCCGGCCACCCAUAUGAAAAGGGAGAGAACCGCCUUCCACGACAUUUUACCAACCAAACUGAAUUACCUAGGUUUCACGAGGGCAAUUUGAAGGAGUAG